Messenger RNA from Manduca sexta (tobacco hornworm), 1903 nucleotides. It is a transcript of the gene Slu7, whose product is annotated as pre-mRNA-splicing factor Slu7. Gene Ontology annotation, biological process: mRNA splicing, via spliceosome. Gene Ontology annotation, molecular function: pre-mRNA 3'-splice site binding. The record is from RefSeq and is a predicted model, not a curated record. The transcript has 12 exons. Bases 123 to 1859 code for a protein of 578 amino acids. Lineage: Eukaryota; Metazoa; Arthropoda; Insecta; Lepidoptera; Sphingidae. Gene Ontology annotation, cellular component: spliceosomal complex.
AGUGACAAGUGACAGAAACAUCAAAUCUUCUAUGUUUUGUCACAAUUUACCAAUUUUCCUGUUUAUUUAUAAGAUUUUCCAAAAGUUUAAUAGAAACAACAUAACAUUGUGAGAUUGAAAUCAUGACGACGACAGUCAAGACGGCUGUCUCGCAAAUAUUGCGCAACAAAGACGAAGUAGGAGAUGAGGAAGACGAACCAAAGAAGAAAUCCAGAGAAGAUUGGAGAAAAGCUAAGGAGCUAGAAGAAGCUCGAAAAGCGGGCACAGCGCCUGCCGCCGUCGAUGAGACGGGCAAGGAUAUAAACCCGCACAUACCGCAGUACAUAGCAACAGCUCCAUGGUACUAUGGGACAGCAGGACCCACACUAAAGCAUCAGCGGCCACAGGAGGACAGAGAGGCACAGUUCACCAAACUUGACAAGUACUACAAUAAGGGUGUUGAUGCUACAAAAGUAGCAACAAAAUACAGAAAAGGUGCAUGUGAAAAUUGUGGAGCUCUUACACACAAGAAAAAAGAUUGUUUAGAAAGACCAAGAAAGAUAGGUGCAAAAUUCACAAAUGCUGGUAUAGCAGCAGAUGAAUUCAGUCAACCACACUUGAAUCUAAGUUACGAUGGGAAGAGGGAUCGUUGGAAUGGCUAUGAUCCAGCGCAACACAAAGCUAUCAUUGAAGAGUAUCAAAAGGUUGAGGACGCUAAGAGGGAGUUGAGAGCACAAAAAUUGGAGCAAGAUCCCACAGCCACAGAGGAUGACGACAAAGAAGAAGAAGAUGAAGAUAAAUAUGUGGAUGAAGUGGACAUGCCUGGUACAAAGGUUGAUUCUAAACAACGUAUCACAGUGCGUAACUUGCGUAUCAGAGAGGAUACGGCGAAGUAUCUUCGGAACUUGGACCCCAACUCCGCGUACUAUGACCCCAAGACUCGUUCCAUGAGGGACAAUCCCAACCCUAAUGCUACAGAAUCAGAGUACGCGGGUGAGAACUUCGUUCGCUGGACAGGAGAGAGUCGGUCUCACGCGUCGGCGCAGGCAUUCGCGUGGGACGCGCAGCGGCGCGGUCUCGACGUACAUCUGCUGGCGGAGCCGACCAAGCUGCAGAUGCUCCAGAAACACUACCAACGCGAUACGGAACAUUAUAAGACUCAGAUGAAGCAAUCGGUACUCGAGAAAUAUGGUGGUGAAGAGCACCUGAAAGUUCCUCCAAAAGAGUUAUUGCUGGCACAAACUGAAGUGUUCACUCGAUAUAACAGGGACGGGACUCUUGUGCAAGGACCAGAGAAGCAACUUGCUAAGAGUAAAUAUGAAGAGGAUGUGUUAAUAAACAACCACACGUCCGUGUGGGGCUCGUAUUGGCGAGAUGGGCAAUGGGGUUACAAAUGUUGCCAUUCCUUCAUAAAGAUGUCGUAUUGUGUGGGAGAGGCAGGUAAAUCAGUUGUGCUAGAAGUACCUGAAGAAAAACCUUCCACCAGCACUGUCGCAGAAACCACUGAGAAGGCAAGGAAGGAAAAAGACUCAUCGUCAUCAUCAUCAUCAUCAUCCAGCUCUGAUAGCAGUUCAUCAGACUCCGAGCAGGAGAUUAGGUCUAAAACAGAGAAAACUAGCAAGAAAAAGAAAAACAAAAAGAAGGCCAAAAAGAAGAAGAAGAAGGAUCAGAAAGAAAAGAAGAAGGAAGAAGAUAAAUUAAAAACGGCUUUGGAAAUGGAAGAACGGCAGCAAAAGCGAGCUGAUUAUCUGCUGUCCAUUGACGAAAGGAAGCGAUCAUAUAACAGCAUGGUGGAAGUGAAGGCGCCCACGGAGGAAGAAAUGGAGGCUUACAGGAUGAAGAAACGCCGCGAGGAAGACCCUAUGAGUCAAUUUCUGUAAAAAUAUAUAAAUAAUAAAAUCAAUAAAACAUAUUUUAAGUUGGA